GGUUACGCUCAAAUAAUUUUGUUUUGAUUAGUUGUUAGGCAUGAUACGGAAAUUAAAAUUAACGGAAUUAAUUAUAAUUUCAAUUUCUUUUUGUCAAUAAUGUUGAAUGUUACAUGACCUCUACGAAAUUUUAAUAACCCCUAUUUUGGUUGGGAUCGUAAUAACUGAAAAUGGGUGCAGGUCAAAUUGGAGGCAUUGCCACAUUGGUGGAUAUAGAUUUUAAAAAUGCUCCUGGGUUUAUUGGAGUACCAGCAGAAGUAUCAGAAGCUCAAUAUGUUGUUCACUUUUUAUCACAUGCGUUGAUGUUUUGCGUGGGGGUGCUCAUAGAGGCUCAUGUAGUGCUUACACCCGCCACCUGCGUGCACGGAGAAAAAUAUAAGUUCCCCGUAGUUGCUGGUACACACAGGUUUCUUGAAAAUGCGGGAAUUAGCCGGACUGUGGAGCAUCUUUGUAUUCAUAAAGGUUACAAUACGUCGCAGCGAUGGACGGAUUGUAUGAUUGACAAUUUGGCAUUACUGGUUCUGAACCACCAGUUUUCUUUCAAUAAGCGGGAAGAGGGUAGCGAUUUUUUGCUGAAUCGUGUCCGUUACGGUGUAAGUGCACCGAGAGACGAAAGCCUGUACUCAGACACCUCAUGCAAAUAUUUUGGUUGGGGCAGUAGAAGAAAUGGUUAUAUGAUCCCCCUGUUGAUUGAGUUAUAUCGCGUGGACGUGGUGAUUUUGCCCAGGAGCAAAUGUUUGGCGAUGUUUAACUAUCAAGACAAAUUUCUUUGUAUCCAGCAAGGACAGUGCAGGUCCCCGAAAUUCGGAGCUCUGUGUCCAGACGAUGUAGGUUCCGUAAUCGUAUGUUCUGGCUAUGCACAAGGAAUUAUGACAUCUCGUCUGGUAGACCGGCCCUGUGGCGUGGGAUUCCUGGAUUUGAGCAAGUAUACAAAGUUCCUGACUUGCGGGGUGGACGACUCUCGCGAUGUUCUCGACCAUGACACCCACAUGGAGUAUGAUUUCACCACCGUCGGUGUACCUCACACACCAGAGCUGUCAACCAUAAAGGAGCAGAAUAGCACUAGUAUUAGUAUGGAAGAACCAAUUGCUGACAAAGUCCCAUAAAUAAUUAAUUACAUAAGUAACAGUAUUUGUUUGCUAUUUUUUAUUACAAAAAUUAAACACUUAAUAUUUGUC
Molecule: messenger RNA, 1178 nt
Organism: Helicoverpa armigera (cotton bollworm)
Lineage: Eukaryota; Metazoa; Arthropoda; Insecta; Lepidoptera; Noctuidae
Product: azurocidin
Exons: 7
Coding region: 171-1106 (311 amino acids)
Biological process (GO): proteolysis
Molecular function (GO): serine-type endopeptidase activity
Source: RefSeq, a predicted model, not a curated record